UUUCUAAUGCAUCACCUUGUGUUGGUUAGGUGGAGAAUAUUCAUCAAUAUAUUGAAUCAAUGAAAGUGGCUUAUCUUGCGGAUCAGCGCCGUCGGGGGGAUGGGAAUGAUCCAUUCCUUGAGGCUGAUCGACGAGAAACAGCAAAACAAGAAGCUGCUGCUAAGAGAUUACAUCCAACUUUACACCUGCCUGCAAAUCCACAACCAUCAACUCAAGCUGCUGGGCUGUUAACCACCUCAGCAACUCCUGGAGCACCAGCUGCCCCGCAGACAUCUGCAGUAACCUCAUCAGUUUCUUCAGGGAGUGGCUUUUCUCUUUUUAACACACCAUCUUCUGCACCUUCCACAUCCAUGCCAUCUUCUCUCUUUGCAACUCCCACAACCUUGUCUUCUAUGUCCUCCCUAUUUGGAUCAUCUGGUGCAUCACCCCAGCAAUCACUUUUUAGUUCAUCAGCAUCUCUUUUUGGGACGGCUUCAACACCAUCUUUGUUUGCAAAUAGUACCCCAACACUGGCCUCUUCAGCUACUGGAGGUGCAUUAUUCUCGACACCAUUUGCUUCAGGUGCUGCAACUGGCUCUGGGGCAAGCUUUGGUGCUGCAUCAAAAUCAGCAAGGCCAAAAUCUCGAACUGCUCGGCGUUAGAACCUUCAUAUCUUAAUUUCCCAGGGGUAGCACUGGUGA
Molecule: messenger RNA, 680 nt
Organism: Carica papaya (papaya)
Lineage: Eukaryota; Viridiplantae; Streptophyta; Magnoliopsida; Brassicales; Caricaceae
Source: RefSeq, a predicted model, not a curated record